GCUGAAUCACUCCCUUCUGCGUCGAUGAAGUUGGUUCAAAGAUGGCGGACUUCCUGCCAGCCCGGGCCGUUCUAACUGUAUGUUUCCCGAAUUGUCUGCUUAGCAGCCACGAGGCGGAACAACUGAGGAAGUCUAAGGAGAUCGACAAAUGUAUAUCCCGGGACAAAACCUACGUGAAACGGCUCGUCAAGAUUUUAUUGCUGGGCGCCGGCGAGAGCGGCAAGUCCACUUUCCUCAAACAAAUGCGUAUUAUUCACGGGCAGGACUUCGACCAGCGGGCCAAAGAGGAGUUCCGGGCUACUAUAUACAGCAAUGUGAUCAAAGGGGUUAGAGUCCUGGUAGAUGCCAGAGAGAAACUGCACAUCCCUUGGGGGGACCCUUCCAACCAGAUGCAUGGGGAAACUAUGAUGGCCUUUGAUACACGCUCCUCCAUGAUGGCAAAGGGCACAGUGGAGACAAAGGUCUUCUUGCAGUACCUUUCUUCCAUCCGGGCACUUUGGAAUGACAGUGGAAUCCAGAAUGCCUACGACAGACGACGGGAGUUCCAGCUGCACUCAGCCCCACCCGGCAGGCAAACAGCAUGCCCGUUGCUUAAUUGCUGCACUGAGCAACUAUGCUGCAGUACCAAGUACCACAUCGUUCUGUCUGAACAGCACAAGGCACUCAGUCUGCUGUGGAGCACCAGUGGUGAGUCUGUGAAAUAUUUUCUUGACAACGUGGAUAAACUAGGAGAGCCGGACUAUUUGCCCACACAGCAGGACAUCCUCUUGGCACGCAAGCCCACAAAGGGUAUCCAUGAGUAUGACUUUGAAAUCAAGAACGUGCCCUUCAAGAUGGUUGAUGUUGGUGGCCAAAGGUCUGAGCGUCGGCGGUGGUUUGAGUGCUUUGACAGUGUCACCUCCAUCCUCUUCCUCGUGUCAUCUAGCGAGUUUGACCAGGUGCUGAUGGAGGACCGGCAAACCAACCGCCUCAUGGAGUCCCUCAACAUCUUUGAGACCAUUGUCAACAACCGUGUCUUCAGCAACGUCUCAAUCAUCCUCUUCCUGAACAAGACAGACUUGCUGGAGGAGAAAGUCAAAAUCGUGUCCGUCAAAGACUAUUUCUCCGAGUUUGAAGGGGACCCUCACAACCUGGCAGAUGUGCAGAAAUUCCUGGUGGAGUGUUUCCGCAACAAGCGCCGGGAUCAGCAACAGAAGCCCCUUUACCACCACUUCACCACAGCCAUUAACACAGAGAACAUUCGGCUGGUUUUCCGCGAUGUCAAGGACACCAUCUUACAUGACAACCUCAAGCAGCUGAUGCUUCAGUGAUGUAUACUCUCAAGGACUUUAACUUCUAAUCCAUUUAAUUAUUAACCAUUUUGAUGAUAGAGGGAAUUUUAGGGGUUGAGUCAGCAAAAGUGAAUGGUUUUCAACAGUAGGGCCAAAAGUUAGAGACGAACAAGAUUGUGAACAGAACAUUAAAAUAUCAUCCGUGCCAGAAAGAAUUUGGGAAAUAACUUGCCUUAAAUUUUUUGUUUACUUUUUAUAUAUUGCUGUGCUUCCCUCCUCUACUGGAAUAACAGCACUGUUGAUGCUGUGAGAAGUCCAUUCUAAAAAUAACUAACAAAGUCGUGUCAUCAGAAUGAUCCUUAAUGGUCUUACUGAGCCUCUAUUACUGUUUAGCAAGAGCUGAAACAAUGCCUUCAGACAUUUUUAAUAGGAACCUCAUUCUGAGCCACUGACUCAAUACCUGUCUAGCCUUCUACUUAGUCCUUUGCAUAGUUUAUAUUUCAGGUUCUUUCUACUUCGUUAUGUGUUUAAAUUAUACUUCAGUGGUUUACACUUUACUGCCUUUUUAAUUUGUUACUUCUGAUGGACAUGGGUAUGACAGAAAAACACAAGGCUCACAGUAUAUUAGGGUGUACCCUUACAAACACAGACCACUUUGUAAUGUGUACUGUGGAAAAUUAUAGAAGGGCUACAGUAUUUGGAUUAAUCUCAGGGCUACAUGUAGACCACAUUUUGUAUAAAAAUGUUAGUUCUUAACAAAACUUCUCUCUGAAGUUUAGUAAUAUUGAUUAACAGGAUCUGUCCAUCAGUGGUAUAAAGUCUGUAUUACUGGCUGGUUAACUUUUUCUGGUUUUCAUUUUCUUUGAUUCUGACAUAUAUUACCUUUUAUACUCAUUUAUUUACCUGUCAGGGAAGAGAAGUAAGUUUUAUUCCUUGACUGAACUUAGCUGUAAACCCAGACCAAUGUUCUGUGUGGUCAGUUUUAACAAUACUAUCCUUGCACAAAACACCACUAUUUGCUAAUCAGUUACAUUUCUCUGCUUGUUUCCAUUGUAUACAAAAGGGAUAGAAGUUGCUCUAUGGACCUUGUAAAGAGAUUUAUAGAUAGUUGUACAAAUGUCUUUAAUGGUUUUGUUUCUGUGCCUAAUCAAAUGCAAUCAACCUUUUCUACUAAAAGAUAAUGUAACCAACACUUGUGUAACCUCUGGUAAUAUAUACAUUUUUCCCAAACAUUAAUACUAUAUUCAGCUGUUAAUUUCAGUUACUUUAACUUGAAUCGGUUGUCACCCCUUAUAAUAAUUACCUAGUAUGCAGUUUUAAGUCCACGUCAGGAUACAUUCUACUAGAUAUGCAUUCUUGCUCAGUUUUUCGGUUUAGAUGCUUGCAUAUCUUACUGUCUAGCCAGUGCUGUAAUUAAAUCAUCUUGUGAUUUGUAAGGGAAAAUAAACUCCCUUUUGACUGCACAGCUAAACUAUGUGCUCCUGCUCAUUUCAGAAUCUGGUUGUUCCUCUGAUGUCCUUGGUAUUAGAAAACUUGCUUUAAUUGUUGAAAGUCUGACAAUACUGAAAAGCACCUCAAAUUGUGUACUGACAAGCCUCUUGUUCAGCAUUUCACUACAGAAUUUUUCCUUUUUUCCCUUCCAAUAUGCUUGGAUGGGAGUUUUAUUCUUCCAUUUCCACCUCAGCCCCAGCUGACUGUAGGUAUAACUGCGAGCAACAUUGGGGAGAGCAUUACAGCCGUUUCACCCCCCUUUACAGCUGGGUAUUCACCUGGGAAUCUAUUGUGGCUGAUACUCAAACCCAGGUCCCUAGCAUUUGUUGUUUGACAGUUAAACUUAUCCUCCCUGCAGAUGUACUCAUUAAAGAAAUUCAUAAAAUGUUGUCACUGCUGAAAAUUACUUAACACCAUUUUUAGAUGUAUUCAUAAGUUUGUAUGUUGCAUGAUAAUCCAUGCUUUUGAAUGAUGUUUUUUGAAGUCUAGAUGGGACAGACACUGGAUAAAAAGCUUUUUUAGGCAGCCUGUUGAAAGUUAGUCAGACACAGAACUUGGCUAAAAUUGGUUAAAAUGCUGCACUGUCUGAUUUCCUAAAUAUAGAGAUGUUAUAUGAGCCCCUUUUACCCAUACAGUGGUUUUAAACUUUGCUUGUGGUUUAACAAGAGAAAGAGAUAUAUCUGUUUCCCAACAGUUGCAGGAAGUUCCUGUUGUUAUUCUCCUGUUAUACUCAGACAUCUUGUUCCCAUUUUUGUCUGUCAAUGAAUUUGGUUUUUUAAUCCGGCUUUCCAGUCGGGGUACCGUAUCGGUUGAUUUAUUGAAAUGAUUUGAAUUGUGUUGUUUGUCUAGGCAGUUGCCUGACUGACUGUACAGUGUUGUUGAUUGAGUGGUUAAGGGCUUGUAAUAUGUGCUUGUAUGUCCAAUGCUUGAAACUCAAUGAAAGCCAAAACCAACAGUGCUUCUGAUGGACACUCCUGCCAAUAGACCUAGUGCCUGUGGAUCCCCUUCGUUGUAUUGACUGAUAGGAUGCUUUCUUAUUUUAUAUUCAGACUUCUAACACUGUGUUAUAAACAAAUAGGAGCCUUCUGUUAUGAAGUCGUGUGAUUACUGACUGUCAGUCUCAUGGGGUUAGUAAGAUUAAAGAAAAAGUUAUCCACAGACGUAACUGUGUGUAUAAACAUUUGUCUCGCUAAUGCAUUGCAUUUAAAAAAAAAUAUGCAGGUUGGAUUGUAAAUGGUUCCAAUUUAAAAAACUGUUUUAUCACUGUAUCAAAGGACUCUUGGUUUUUCCUUCCUAAAUCCCCUUCUGUGAAAACCUCCUUCGAUCUGUCAACCCUUUGAAAGUAUGACUCCUGUGAUACCAUGACAAGAAAAUGCAAGUACAGUUUAUUCAGGUGAUUUGUCUGUUACACACCUUGUUUUGGCUUAUUUGUGUAUGUAGACUUUUACCUUAAAUAGGUACUACUUAUGGUCUUCAUAUUAAAUGAAAACUUCACUUUGUAAUGAUGGAUGUGCCAAUAACCAGGUUUCUGAAGUCUAAGAUUUGCCUUUUAUUUGUAUCUGAAGAGUCAUGGUCACUCUCCGUGUGUGCACUGUUAGCCCUGUUUUGAUGCAGCGCUGAAUUUUUUCUACUUAAAACGGUGUCUCUUUCUAGACAUGCCUUUUCAAAUAUGUCCAGUAAAGAGGGGGGGUUACAAAAAUGUGUAUGGAAGAUUUUGGUUGAAUACUGCCAUGGUAUAAGGGUGUUCUACUCAUAUUCUACGUGAGUUGCCUUAUCUUUGAAGCCAGUUUUUCACUAAUUCUGAACACCGGUGGUGAUCACCUUUCUUGUAAAUUUGCUGAACUACUCUGCUGUCAAUGCUCCUUUCAAAUCUUUCAAUAAAAAACACUCUGUUUAGAUGUG
This is a messenger RNA of Scleropages formosus (Asian bonytongue), 4664 nucleotides long. RefSeq names its product guanine nucleotide binding protein (G protein), alpha 13a (gene gna13a). The record is from RefSeq and is a predicted model, not a curated record. Lineage: Eukaryota; Metazoa; Chordata; Actinopteri; Osteoglossiformes; Osteoglossidae. The transcript is spliced from 5 exons. Gene Ontology annotation, cellular component: heterotrimeric G-protein complex; cytoplasm; brush border membrane. Gene Ontology annotation, biological process: Rho protein signal transduction; adenylate cyclase-activating G protein-coupled receptor signaling pathway. Bases 42 to 1310 code for a protein of 422 amino acids. Gene Ontology annotation, molecular function: GTPase activity; G-protein beta/gamma-subunit complex binding; D5 dopamine receptor binding.